Ictalurus furcatus (blue catfish) is the source of this 4040-nucleotide messenger RNA. RefSeq names its product multivesicular body subunit 12A (gene mvb12a). The transcript has 10 exons. Lineage: Eukaryota; Metazoa; Chordata; Actinopteri; Siluriformes; Ictaluridae. The coding region runs from base 100 to 921 and encodes 273 amino acids. Gene Ontology annotation, cellular component: ESCRT I complex; cytosol. The record is from RefSeq and is a predicted model, not a curated record. Gene Ontology annotation, biological process: regulation of epidermal growth factor receptor signaling pathway; viral budding; endosome to lysosome transport via multivesicular body sorting pathway.
UGCAGGGUGGACCUCCUCACUUCCUCUUUCUUCACCAGGAAGAAAAGUUUGUGUGGAGAAGUGUGUUUGCUUUGUCAGGAGGUGAAACUGCAUUACACAAUGUCUUCCUCCAACGCCGCCAGCAGACCAAUCUCAGCAAUAGCCUGGGCCUCCAACAACUCCACGUGUCCCGCCCACUUUUCCAUGAUUAGUGCGACUGAAGAUGGAGCCGUUGCCAACUUCACCCGGGGCUUCGGUCUGAAAUCUGGAUACUUUCUGUGUUACAGCAAGGAUCUGUCAGGUGGAAUGGUGGUGUCUGAUGUUCAGGUGAUCUCUGAGAAGGACGUGAUUCCUCAUGGUUACUGCUACAUCCCUGAGUUCAUGGAGUCCAAGUCCUCUGUAUGGAAGAAGAAGCGAGUGUGUGUGCGAAUCGUUCCCGUGGACAGUGUAACAACCGCUGUCCUGGACAUCCGAGUGACAGCCAAGAGCAAGAUGAUGCUUCCGCAGUACACCUGCCUGGGGGACAUUCUGGGCUACGUGCUGUGGUGUAUGAAAGGUUCGUUCUUGUCUCCUGUUCCUCAGGCGAAGCCUCGCAGUCUGAGCCUGGACAUGCGGCAGCUCUCGCUGGAAGCAACCGCGCCGCUGCCUCUCAGACCCAACAACCAACCAUCUCAAACCCAACACAAGGUCAGCCGUCGCCGUGGCGCCCUGGACCAUAAAGAGACUCCUGAGAAGGUGUACGAUAGCAGCAACAUUUAUGGCAUUACAGCGAUGGAUGGAGUUCCUUUUGCUCUUCAUCCCAAAUUUGAAAGUCGAGCCGUCGAGAAGGUGUCCAUGACUGCUCUGGAUAAUAUUCGUAUUAAAUCACUCCAGGACAUAGAGAACGAGUAUAACUACACGUUUGCAAUAGAAGAACAGGCUGCCAUGAGACCCCGCUCCUAGGUGACAUCACUCUUGUAAACCCCGCCCACAGAUUACACCUGACUCCGGCGUUUUAUUUAUUAUCAUUAAAACCAUACAUUUAAACAAACUUUCUCCCAAACAGCAAACAUGUGCUAAUGAUGACCAAAGUCUGUUAACGUGUACUUGUCAUGUAUGCUAAUUAGUCCUCAUUAAUGAAUUAAUUAAUCAUUAGUAAAUUAUGGCAUUUCUGUCUCGAAGGAUGAAAAAAAGAGCCUUUUGAAUGAGAGAGACUUUAUUAUCGGUGCUUAAAACUGCUGCCUAUGUAGGUCCUGUUAAAGUUAAUAUUAUAACAGUACACUUUUAAUAUUACAUUAUAUUUUAUAACCAACUACAGGCCAGCCGUGCUUUGGGUGAUUUCAGGAUCCGUCCUGCAACCGUUUAGAAUCGUUUGAUUGUUUUGAUGUUGUUUUUUUGCCAGAUUGGGAAUUUCCAGUCCGUCAGGCUUACAUUUAACCACAUUAAUAUGGGAGAAAUAUGGGAGGAAAAAAAAGCAGAUAUAUUUAAAUAAUCCAGUCACACAACCCCACAGGGUCAGGACACACUGAGCCGGUAAAUACGGCUCAGUAUUAUUUAUAAUUCUGUGACAAAUGAACAAAUUAUUUUCAUUAAUGAAGCAAAAGUCUGUUUUUAUUUUUAUUGUGCUGAACUCUUUUGUGGUUGUUGUCAUGGUUACAUUAGAUUUAUCUACCUUAGAGACCUUUCAAUAUAACAAAGUAAUGCACAACCACCAGCCGGCCAAUCAGAAAUGAGUAUUUCCAGUGGCAUAUCACAAAAUAAACUCCUACAUAGUAACGAGGUAUAUGAUGCUCGAUAUUAUCUCGCUUGUUACGUACUUACUGACCGACUCGUUAAUCGGUCACUAAAUAUUCAUUUUAAUGAAAAAUAGAGACGUAAACACUAAUCAAUCAGUUUAGCUGGCCAGUGUUAGCGCUAGCGUCCAUUUCCAUAUAUCAGGGCUGUCCAGUCUUCUCCAGAAAGGGCCGGUGUGGGUGCAGGUUUUCAUUCCAACCGAGCAGUAGCCACACUUGAUGGUCUGUUGAAAGCCAAACUUGAUUCCACAGUUGAUAACACGGGUGGAAUCAGGUGUGGCUCCUACUUGAUUGAAAUGAAAACCUGCAGCCACGCCGGCCCUUUGCGGAUAAGACCGGACGCCCCUGCCAUAUAAAUGGUAGGGUAAGGUAAGAUUACUACCUAGAUUGGCCAAUCAAAAUGCCUGUGUAACUACCUUAAAACAUGCUGUGAUACCUGCUACAGUACCCUUCGAAACUAUUGGAACGACAAAGCCAAUUAAUUUGGGUUUGAAAUCAAAAGAUGAGAUGAGAGUUUAGGAUUUCAGCUUUUAUUUCCUGGUAUUUACAUCUCGAUAUGUUCAACAACAUAAAACAUAGAACCUUUUGUAUCAGGAAGUCUUCAAGUGGUGGAUUGUGAUGCCUUCACCCCUGCGCUGUGGAGGUUGUUGGUGAUGGCACUGACUCUUGUUUUGGGGUUUUUCUUCAUAGCUCUCACUAUGUUUGUCAUCAGAUGUUGUUGUUUUCCUUGGCCGAUGCAUUCGGUGUCUGUUCCUCAGUCCACCAGCGGUUUCUUUCUUUUCAGGACAUUUCAGGUUGUUGUAAAGCCUCUGAUUGAUUUUCCGUCUUUUCUCAGCUUCUAAACAACUUUCUGUUCUCCCAUAGACAGCUCUCUGAUCUUCGUGUUGGUUUAUCCUUUUUAACAACAAAUCUUCAGUCUUCAUAGGUGAAACUGAAGGCUCAAACCAAGAGUAGAUGUUCAGAGCGAUUUAUUGUUUAAACAAUCAAUCUAACAGGACCCACCUGGGUAACAAGAACAUGUUCCAGUAUUUUUGCUCGGUUACAAAUUGGGUGGUCUGAUAAAAAUUGUGCUGUGUUCUAUGGUGUUUAACACGUCUACAUAUAAAUACCAGGAAAUAAAAGCUGAAAUUCUAAACUCUCAUCUCAUAUUCAUGUUUGAUCUCAAACCCAAAUGUCUUCAGUCUUCAGAAAAAAACAACUGAAUGGGCCUUGUGUUCCAAUAGUUUCGGAGGGGACUGUAUAUCAUUCGCAGUGACACUGAAGUCUGUAUUAUGCAUGUUUACAUAUAAUAAAAAAUAUAUAUAUAUAUAUAUAUAUAUAUAUAUAUAUAUAUAAUGUAUGUAUGUAUGUAUGUAUGUAUUUGCACUGCUGAGUGUAACUAGCCAGAUCUGUUGCAUGGAGAUAUUGUGAGUUACAGCUUUAUUUUGAAAUAAUAAUUAUUACAGGUCAAGAAACCAACAAACAAGAAACAUAUACACAUCCCAUCUGGGUACAAGACUGCAGCCAGAAUUCCUUUUGAUUUAUUCUAUAUAAUAUCCAGUUAUUUUUUAAGUGCAUAUCUUUUCAUUUAUUUUAUUUAAUAUACUAUGAUACACUGAUAUGUGAAGAACGUGUAGAGCAAAUACAGAAAACAAAAAUAGAAGAUAAACAAUACUCUCUCUCUCUCACACACUCACACACACACACACACACACACACACACACACACACACACUUGUAUGUAUACCUAUGUGAAAUGUAUUUUAUCACAUAUUUUGCAGUGAAGGAAAUGGCUAUUUUUGUUCUUUAGUGUACAUCACAUUUUAAUGUAUUAAGAAGGACUUAAGAUUCUUAUUCUGGAAUAUUUCUUAGUUUUUGAAUUGAAAACUGGUGUAAUCUAAAACCAAUUCAUGUAUAAAAUGUGUUUAUCGAAAAUCAAAACCUGAAUGAUGAUGCAUUUUAUUUGAUAUUCUCAGCUAUAACCUAUACAUUUUUUAAUGUUUAUAUCAGACGAGUCCAACUAUUAUUUGAAUUACUUUUUUUCUUUCUUUCUUUUUUUUCUGGCCAAAAUACAGUAAAAUACAGCGUGUUUUAUGAAGUUUUAUAGAAUAUUAAAAUCCUGCCGUAGUGUUUGUGAGGUUUCUAAUACUUCUUAAUGCUUCUUUAUUUUGGUUGUGGUUUAUAAUUGCAUUUAUGUUGAUUUAAACAUUUGUAUUUAUUCUUAUACUUUUUUAUUUUAGGACCAAACUUCAAAGGGUGUUUUUUAAUUUUUUUUUUAAAUAUCCAUAAUAAAUUUCUGUCUGUAUUAAA